Rotaria socialis is the source of this 1371-nucleotide messenger RNA. NCBI's taxonomy places the organism in Eukaryota, Metazoa, Rotifera, Eurotatoria, Philodinida, Philodinidae. The record is from the annotation of a GenBank genome assembly.
AUGAUAACAUUUCAAUCAACUAGUUUAUCAGGAAGUUCCAUCAAUUGUGCCAUAUUCACUGGACCUAAGAAAGGAUUGCAGAUUACGACCGCACUUGCUGGUUUACCUCAAAAUACGGGUGUCUUAGCUGUUGAGAACGCUAUUUUUCUUGGAGGCACAUCUAUCGAAUCCAAUGGUAACUAUCCAUUUAGCUCCUACUUUCCUUUGGACCGUUCUCCGUCUGCUCCUACACUCCAGUUGACAUCAGCAAUUAUUAAUGAUUCGACAGUGUCAAAUGGCAACACUUUCAGUGAAUCGAUUCUUAUAAUUACAAGCAAACUUUACAAUACAACUAUUCGACCGAUAGCAACUUUAGGAGGCAUCCAGUUUGUUAAUUCCAAAUUGAUAAAUAUAACAAUUAAAUUGGAAAACAAUUAUCAAAAUACACCAGCUCUGCUUCAAUUUAAUGAUUCGAUAAUCGAAAAUACAGUUGAACAAUAUUCGAAUUGGUGGGACCCCAUUAAUGUUUAUAUGAGAGUUUUUCGCAGUAUAAUUCGCAAUUCCUUAUUUGCGAGGGCUUUCGUUGACCAAUAUUAUUAUUAUGGGAGGGGUGCGCAUAGUUUCAUUCUUCAAGACUCAACAAUCGAAAAUGUUUCGAUUGAUAUCGUAGGUUCAGAUAGCUACUAUUACUAUUAUGGUACUUACACCAAUUAUUAUGGUUCAAUAUUUAUGAACAACUCCACAUUUAAUAAUGGUACUAUAAGAAUUUUCGGGUAUGGAUCAUCAGCCACAUUUCAAGAUUCAAGAUUUUGUGAUGUCAACAUUGCGUAUGUAAAUCCAUCGCAGUACUACAGUAAAGGAGUGAAUAUAAAAAACGUCAUCUUCAGAAAUGUUAGCAUGAAUUUGCCUGUGUCUCAUGUCUUGAUUAGUUAUUCAACUAUAGAGCUCAAAUCACCUCCACUAGUAUUGGGUGAUCACUCAGCUAUUGUAUGCAGUCUUAUCAAACGCUCAUUAUCUAUUGCACAAGAGAAUACGACGGGUAUUCAAACGACUGGUACUAAUAUAAUUUUAUCCACAAUCAGCUCAUUUGCAGUUGGCUUACAGGUGGCAUACAAUACUAUACAAAAGAAUUUUAUUUUGAAUUCCAAUUUCAUUUCCAAUAGUCUAUUCCAUAUACGAAAUUUUAGUCCGUAUAAUAUUGAAGCAACUGGCAACUGGUGGGGAACUCGAUAUAGUGCAGAUAUCCGAAAUAAAAUUUAUGACUAUUGGAAUAGCAUAAAUCUUGGCGGAGUGAUCUGCUCUAACCCUUCAGACGAAAAAUUGCAAGCUGAAGAUAGCUGCCCACCUUACAAUGUGUAUACGAUUAUAACAAAUUUUGCAAAUGUUGCCUAA